Kluyveromyces marxianus DMKU3-1042 is the source of this 1782-nucleotide messenger RNA. It is a transcript of the gene TGL3, whose product is annotated as bifunctional triglyceride lipase/lysophosphatidylethanolamine acyltransferase. Gene Ontology annotation, molecular function: triacylglycerol lipase activity. Gene Ontology annotation, biological process: lipid metabolic process. The transcript has a single exon. NCBI's taxonomy places the organism in Eukaryota, Fungi, Ascomycota, Saccharomycetes, Saccharomycetales, Saccharomycetaceae. Bases 1 to 1782 code for a protein of 593 amino acids. The record is from RefSeq and is a predicted model, not a curated record.
AUGUUGUGGCUCAAACAGAUGUUUAUACUCUUUUUUUACGCGAUUUUGAACCAUGUGCCGAAGCCCGUAUGGGACAUUAUGCACGUAAUAUCGGACAUUUACAUGUUCUGGUGGAGACGGUUUAUGAACAAAGUACGGCCGAGAUCGAGGACAGUGUACCGGGAAGCUGUUUCUGGGCUUGAUGGGUGUGAGGACUACGAAGAAUGGUACGAAAAGGCGAGUCUAGUGGACGAAUUGACCGGGGUCGAUCUUUGGCGUCGCAAUUUCUUUUCUAAACGGUACGACUUUGAGUCGGUAUUGGAGCAGUAUGGGGCGCUGUUGGAGGCUCUUGAGAAUGAGGAUAUCGAUGCAGUGGUAUCGAGGUUUAUAAAUACAGGGCCGACCAUGCUUCGGAAUUUUGCUGGGAUUGUGGAUAAACGUCUUUUCACAAAGUCGUUUGUUGGGACGAAGUUGCUCAUCGAGCAGUAUCUCGAUAAGGUGGUGGAGACGUUGUACAUGUUGGCUGAGAGACGGACGCAGCAGGUGCAGCGGCCGUUUUUUCAGCGGUGCAAGUUGUCUCUUGGAGCCACGGCGCUCGCUCUUCAAGGUGGGUCGCUUUUCGGACUAUUUCAUCUUGGCGUGUUGAAAGGGUUGUUGGAUAGGAAUCUCCUGCCCAAUAUCAUCAACGGGACGUCUAUGGGCGCGUGUGUUGCUAGUAUGGCGUGCUGUCUCAGCGAUGUCGAGUUGGAGGACCUUUUGACGGCAAAUAGGCUCGUAUCCACGAUAAAAAGAGACACGGUGUUGCUACUGGAAUGUGGCUACGGUGCCAUCGAUGAGCACUUCAGCAUAGGAACUUUGGUGCAAAACGUGGUCCACAACGGUUACUCCAAGGACGUGUAUCUGUUUAUCAAGUUUGUUCAGCGGUCUAUCAUUGGCGACCUGACUUUCGAGGAAGCGUUUCGUCGCACGGGCAAAGUGUUGAGCAUAGUGGUACAUCCAACAAACAAGAACAUCUGUCCCACGUUGUUGAAUUACGUAACCACGCCAAACGUGCUCAUCUCGAGUGCGAUAAACUGCAGCUUUGGCUCGAACACAAUCUCGAAGGACACUUGGCUCUUGGCCAAAAACAUCCACAACGAGGUCGUGGACUUCUUGGACAGAAACGAGCCCUGCUACCAAAACUUAAAGUUUUUAUCCCCUCAAAGCGUACAGGAUUCUAGCGAACUAGAGGCCCCCUACACACGUUUAACCGAGCUCUUCAACGUAAACAACUUUAUCGUAUCCUUAGCCAGGCCGUACUUGGCCCCAUUGGCACUAAACGAUUUGAAACACGAUAUCAGAACUUCAGAGUACUACUACUACAAGAGAUACCCCUACAUCGAUCCAGGAACUUUCACUCCUGGUCAACUCUCUUCCGUCAAUAAGGUGGAACCACUAGCUUCCAAAUUCAAGUACCAUAUGGAAAGAAAGAUGAAACACAUUCUAACGAUGGAGCUUAACCACCGCAUAGAAAUAAUGGACAGCAUUGGUCUCCUAUCGAACUGGAUCAAACGUAUUGCCAUUGACGAAAGGACACCACGGAGCGCCACGGAGGUAGCGAUUGUCCCACAAAUUAACUCUCUAAGCGUAUCACGCAUCAUCGAAGGCCGUCUUGACAAUAUCAAUUACUGGAUGAUGUGCGGCCAACGGAGCACAUGGCCUACCAUAUCUCUAAUCAAGACGCGAUGCGCAGUUGAAUUCACGCUAGACGACAUUAUCAACGGAUACAGGUCCAAUGCACCACAGCAAAUUACGCAUAUUUAG